Molecule: messenger RNA, 555 nt
Organism: Caenorhabditis angaria
Lineage: Eukaryota; Metazoa; Nematoda; Chromadorea; Rhabditida; Rhabditidae
Source: the annotation of a GenBank genome assembly
AUGACCAAGUUCAAAAUUUUUGUGCUCUGCGCAAUCGUCGCUGUCAACUCCUCGAUGAGCCCUGCUGACAUUGAAACUUAUCUCAAUGGAGGACCGAAGGAUCUCUACAAAACUGCUCCAAAAAUAUGCAAGCUGGAUUUGGAAGCUGAUCGGACGAUGAGAAUUAUGUAUGCCUGCCUCAAGAAUGUUGCUCUGGGAAAAUCCUGUACUCUGACCAAAUCUGGAAAUGAAACUGAAACCCAAGAACUUGCUCUCAUCGAGAAAUAUCUGAAGAACAUCCGAUUUGAACGUCAAUCCGAGCUGGAAAUCGCAUUUAUCCGAGAUGUUUGUUUGUAUGGAGAGCAGAAUUAUGAGAAUCAAUUGGCUGGUGCGAUUUAUGAAGGCCUACACUAUCCGAAAAUUGAGGAACUUCCAAAAAUGGUUCAAGAAAUCCGCGCUUUGCCGGAAAAUCAAAUGCUCCCAGCGAUGAGUGAUUUGUUGCAGAAGGAUUUGAAGGUUUUCAAGGCCUUGUGGAAAGCUGGGCUUAGCCAGGAAAACAGCCUAAUUUCAUAUUGA